UAAAAAAGCAAAUUAUCGAAAAAUCUACUGAACCAAAUCAAAGUGAAACAAAUUAUAAUUCAGAUAAUUUAGACAUUGGCAGAAAUGCAGGUAUUCCAUAUUAUGGAUGGAGAUUGUUUUUUUCUGAUAAAGAAUAUAAACCCGACUGUAUUAUUGCAAAGCAAACUAAAGCAAUGGAAGGCUUUAUAGGAAGGCACAAAGAAUUAUCUUCGUAAUGCACAAUGGCAAAUUUUGAAGCAGGAAUGUCUUUCGAUGUCGAUAUAUGUGAAUUGUACAAUGAUACUGAAUUUAUGAAAGAGUGGCCAAAUUUUAAAGAUGAGAUAUAUGAGAAUCCAACAAAAACAUUAAAUUGUAUUAAACUUAGUAUUCAUCAGAAAAUUUUUGAGACAGUACCGGAUGAAAAUUUGCAACAUGUUCUGAAUUCUAUUAGCAAUUUACCAACAGUUAAAAUAGGUAUAUUAAAUUAUAAACCAAUUAUAUGCUUGCGAGAUCUCAAAUUAAACUGUUAUGAGAAAUUGAUAUCCACCAGAGGCUGUGUAAUAAGAGUUAACAGAAUAAGAUAUCUUGCACAAUGGAUAGUAUUUGCCUGUUCCAAAUGUCACUUGCAAAAGUUAGUCAAACAGCGGCAAGAAAUGUAUACAUUGCCAAAAAAAAAAUGUGAUGUGUGUGGUACAUCAAAAUUUUAUCCAAUUUUAGAUUCAUCUUAUACAAAAACUGUCUUAUGUCAAAUAAUUAGAAUUCAGGAACCGUUAAAUGAUGAACAGGAGAAUAAAAGUAAAGUACCUAAAAUACUUGAUGUAGAACUUUUAGAUGAUUUAGUCAAUAUCUGUAUGCCGGGCGAUGAUAUAACACUUACAGGCAUAAUCAAGGUUUUAGGAGUCGAUGAUGGUACAAAUAAAGUACAAGUUGGAACUCCAUUUUCGUUAUACAUGAAAGCGAUAACGGUUGUCAAUAACAAGCAUAGAUAUCAAAAUAAAAGUUCUAUGAGCACUGAAAUUUCUUUAAAAAAUUAUUUAGCUAUACAGGACAUAUAUAAAAAACCGAAUCUUUUUGCAUUAUUAGUACAUUCGUUAUGUCCUAAUAUAUACGGCCAUGAGAUAGUUAAAGCUGGAUUGAUAUUGAGUUUAUUUGGAGGUAAUGCAAAAUGUACACAAUUACGAGACGAUAUACAUAUUCUGUUAGUUGGAGAUCCUGGUCUUGGCAAAUCGCAGAUGUUACAAGCUUGUGCUCGAAUAUCUACAAAAGGUGUGUACAUCUGUGGCAAUUCAAGUACAUCCUCUGGAUUAACAGUAACUCUUACAAAAGAAACGGGAUCAAAUGAUUUUGCUUUAGAACCUGGUGCUUUAGUUUUAGCAGAUCAAGGUUGUUGCUGCAUUGAUGAAUUCGAUAAAAUGUGCUCUCAGCAUCAAGCGUUAUUAGAAUCAAUGGAACAACAAAGCAUUACUGUUGCAAAAUCAGGUGUAAUAUGUUCCCUUCCUGCACGGAUAUCAAUUCUGGCAGCGGCUAAUCCUAUCGGAGGCCAAUAUGAUAAAAGCAAAACAGUAAAUGAAAAUUUGCAUAUAAGUCAACCUAUUCUCUCACGAUUUGAUUUAAUUUUUUUAUUAUUAGAUAAACCAAAUAAGCAUUUUGAUAACCUAUUAUGUAAACAUAUCAUGACUGUUCAUACCAAUUCACAUACAAAUUCCAAUGAAGAAAUUACGAAAUUAUUUUUCCACAAUGAAUGUGCUUUGAGAAAAAAGCUGAUGUUGCCAUUGGCCUCUGAAAUUAUACCACAGUCUAUUCUUCGAACUUACAUUUCCUAUGCCCGAGAAUAUGUGAAACCGAAAUUAUCCGUUGAAGCCGCAACAGUAUUACAAAAUUAUUAUUUAAAACUUCGAGCGAAAAAAGAGCAAUUUAGUAGCAUACCAAUAUUCAAUAGACAAUUAGAAGCUAUGAUUCGAUUAACUGAGGCUAGGGCAAAACUGGAAUUACGUAUGGAAGCAAUUGAAUCGGAUGCAUUGGACGUAAUAGAUAUAUUGCGAUAUGCAAUGAUAGAUACAAUAGAAGAUGAUCAUGAUGUAAUGCCAAAAUUACAUUCUGAUGGAAAAUUAACAAAUAGAAAGCUAAAAACAUUCAUAAAGAUACUAGAAAAAAAGGUAACUGCAGAUAAGGAACACAUAUUUUCAGUAAAAGAAUUGGAAGCACUUGCAGUAUCUGAAAAUAUUUUAAUGGACAAUUUAACUGUUUUAAUUUCAAAAUUAAAUGAAGAGGGUAUUUUAUUAAAAAUUAGAAAAGAUAUGUAUAAAUUUAUUCAUUAUACUUCAUAAUGUAAUAUAAUUCUUAUAUAUAGUGUAAUAUAAAAAUUUAAUAUGUAAAAUAUGUGAUAUUAAUUAUGCAAAAAUAAAUAUAAGUUUAUUUUUCUAAA
Molecule: messenger RNA, 2404 nt
Organism: Atta colombica
Lineage: Eukaryota; Metazoa; Arthropoda; Insecta; Hymenoptera; Formicidae
Product: DNA helicase MCM8-like
Exons: 14
Coding region: 222-2306 (694 amino acids)
Cellular component (GO): nucleus; MCM complex
Molecular function (GO): ATP hydrolysis activity; single-stranded DNA helicase activity; single-stranded DNA binding
Source: RefSeq, a predicted model, not a curated record